CAUAAAGAUGUUUUGUUUCGUAUAAUCAGAUUUUACUUAAAUUUUAGCCUCUGGACUAGGCUUCAGGAUACGGAUGUGAAAAAUGCGGCUGCGCUUUUCAACAUAUUUAUGUUAACUACCAAAAUAGAAAAAAAAAUGAAAGAAGCUGGAAUUUGUUUUAUAUUUUAGACCACGAAAAAAUAAAGUCAAACCUUUUUUCUUAAUUUUUAAUAGUUUGUGUAUUUGAUAAUAAAGUCAACGAAAAUGCCAGAAAAUAAAAGUAUGAAAGAUGUGGAAAAUGUAAGAGUUAUAGUAAGAUCAAGACCUCUUAAUGAUAAAGAAAAAGAAACUAACUGCAACAUAGUUGUAGUGAUUGAUGAAAUGAGAGGUUCAGUGACUGUAAAGAAUCCUCAGGCUUCACAGGCAGAGCCUCCAAAAACCUUCACCUUUGACAUUGUGUUUGGGCCUGACUGUAAGCAGCUGGAUGUCUACAACAAAGUGGCGAGACCGGUGGUGGACUGCGUGCUGGAGGGAUACAAUGGAACAAUUUUUGCCUAUGGACAAACUGGCACAGGAAAGACCUACACUAUGGAAGGUCUUAGAGCUAUACCAGAGAAGAGAGGUAUCAUCCCAAAUUCUUUUGCUCACAUAUUUGGCCACAUUGCCAAGGCAGAGGGGGAUACCAGGUUCUUAGUGCGUGUGUCCUACCUUGAGAUUUACAAUGAAGAAGUUCGUGAUUUGUUAGGAAAAGAUGAGACUCAGAGACUGGAGGUAAAAGAGCGGCCUGAUGUUGGUGUGUAUGUUAAAGACUUGUCAGCUUUUGUUGUGAACAACGCUGAUGACAUGGACCGAAUCAUGACACUUGGAAAUAAAAAUAGAUCCGUGGGCGCCACCAACAUGAACAUGCACAGCUCAAGAUCUCACGCCAUCUUUACUGUGACCAUUGAGUGCAGUGAGAAGGGACCAGAUGGGGAGCAGCAUGUCAGGGUGGGAAAGCUACAUUUGGUGGACUUGGCUGGGUCAGAACGCCAGGCCAAAACUGGAGCCACAGGUCAAAGGUUAAAGGAAGCCACCAAGAUCAACCUGUCCCUGUCCACCCUGGGUAAUGUGAUCUCAGCCCUGGUGGAUGGCAAGAGCACACACAUCCCCUACAGGAACUCUAAGCUCACCCGUCUGCUGCAGGACUCCCUGGGGGGGAAUUCUAAAACUGUUAUGGUGGCAAAUGUUGGGCCUGCAGACUACAACUAUGAUGAGUCUAUAAGUACACUGAGGUACGCCAACAGGGCCAAGAACAUCAAGAACAAGGCUAAGAUCAAUGAAGAUCCCAAAGAUGCACUGCUCAGACAGUUCCAGAAAGAGAUAGAGGAGCUGAGGAAACAGCUUGAAGAUGGUGGUGGAUCUGAGGAGGAGGGAAGUGAAGAUGAAUCAGGAUCUGAAGAAGAGAUCAUUGAUGAAAAUGGACAGAAGAGGAUGGUCAAAAAGAAAAGAAAAGCUAAACGCCACAUAUCCAAGGAGAAAAUGGCAGAGAUUCAGUCAAAAAUUGAAGAAGACAGACGACUCCUGGAGUCCAAGAAGGACAUGGCAGAGGAAGAAAGGAACAAAGUCAAAACAGACCUGGAGAAGAAAGAAUCAGAGCUGAAAAAAUAUCAAGAUGAGCAAGAACAAUUGAAGCAAAAAUUAUCAGUGAUUGAGAAGAAAAUUAUUGUGGGAGGAGAGAAUCUUCUUGAGAAGGCAGAGGAGCAGGAAAGGUUGUUAGAAGAAAGUGCCAGAGAGUUAGAAGCUCGUAAAGAAAAAGAGGAGGAGCUAAAGAGAGCACUGGAGGAGAAAGAACAAGAGAGAUUGGACAUUGAGGAAAAAUAUUCAAGUUUACAAGAAGAAGUCACGGGAAAAACUAAAAAACUUAAACGAGUUUGGACAAUGCUGAUGCAAGCUAAAUCAGAGAUUGCUGACAUGCAGCAGGAACACCAGAGGGAGAUGGAGGGACUGCUGGAGAAUGUCAGGCAACUCAGCCGAGACCUCAAACUACAGAUGACAGUUAUAGACAGCUUUAUUCCUCCUGAAUUUCAGGACAUGAUAGAGAGACAUGUACAUUGGAAUGAUGACAUUGGGGAGUGGCAGCUUAGAUGUGUGGCCUACACAGGGAACAACAUGAGGAAACAGACACCCCAACCUGACAAAGAGAAAGAAAAAAGCCCUGAGAUUGACCUGUCCCACGUAUACCUAGCCUACACCAGAGAAGGAGAAACAGACGCGUUGAAAGCCAAGACUAGCAAAGGAUCAAAGUCCAGUAGACCAAAGACUGCCAACAGACCUAAAAGUUCCAGAAAGAAGCGCAAGGACUCAAGUAUAAAUUCUCUGUUGAAUUGACUGCUGGUUGGUUCUGUCACACUGCUCACCUUCAAGUCUCUGCUGCUGUGGGAUUGUCUAGAGGGAAGGAUGCAGUCUCUAGCUUUAUUCUUGACCUUUUAUUAACACCACACAAACACAUGACAUAGUUCAGGUAUCAGGACCUAGGGUCAUUGUGAGUUUUGAUGUUUAAAAGAAUGAGAACAAGAUCUGACACCCAAAGCUGACUUGGGUUCAUACCUGGGUUCAUUGUCAGUUUGGAUGUUUAAAAAGAAUGAAAACAAGAUCCGACUCCUAAAGCAUAGUCUCACCAUCUGUGAUAUAAUUUAUCUGCAUUUCUUUACACUUAAGCUUAAUUUUUUUAAACAAAAUAGUUACUCCAACCACCUAUUAAAGCCAACUCUAAAUAAGAUGCCUAAUUGGACUAGUCUUUUCUAAUAUUAAUAUUGAAAGAAAGCGGUUAAACAUUUUGACAAACUGUUACUGAAGUCUGUUUUCAUUUUAUUUCUAGGUUGUUUGUUUUUGUUUCAGUGGCAUUAUGUACAUUUCAGUAGAGUUUAGUGGUGUCCAUUGUCAGAUGUUUUUAUGUCUAGCUAUGAGGACUCAUUCCAACUUAUUUUAAACUAGCUGUCCCAAGUCAUGAUUUUAUUUUAACUCAUUAAUCUAGGUUUUAUUUUUUGUC
Messenger RNA from Physella acuta, 3007 nucleotides. Its product is annotated as kinesin-like protein KIF3A. The record is from RefSeq and is a predicted model, not a curated record. Gene Ontology annotation, molecular function: microtubule binding; ATP binding; microtubule motor activity. Gene Ontology annotation, biological process: microtubule-based movement. Lineage: Eukaryota; Metazoa; Mollusca; Gastropoda; Physidae.